Molecule: messenger RNA, 2574 nt
Organism: Thunnus maccoyii (southern bluefin tuna)
Lineage: Eukaryota; Metazoa; Chordata; Actinopteri; Scombriformes; Scombridae
Gene: septin2
Product: septin 2
Exons: 13
Coding region: 169-1293 (374 amino acids)
Biological process (GO): regulation of exocytosis; cilium assembly; cytoskeleton-dependent cytokinesis
Cellular component (GO): microtubule cytoskeleton; cell division site; synaptic vesicle
Molecular function (GO): molecular adaptor activity; GTP binding; GTPase activity
Source: RefSeq, a predicted model, not a curated record
UCUCUCGCCCAGUGCAUUGUGGUCUGUGCGCUAAAGGAAGCUGCUGCACCGGAAUCUGAAGAAUUUGAGGUGUCCGCCAAGUCUGCUGUUCACCGUCAGCUUCCCUCUUUCUGUACCUCUGUCUACACUAUACUCUCUGCGGGCAGACUGUAAGGUAUAAUAAGGAAAAUGUCUCAGGCCGACAAAAUGAAGCAGGGCCAGUUCACCAACCCUGAGACUCCAGGGUACGUUGGAUUCGCCAACCUGCCGAAUCAGGUUCAUCGCAAGUCAGUAAAAAAAGGUUUUGAGUUCACCCUUAUGGUGGUAGGUGAAUCUGGACUUGGAAAAUCCACCCUGAUCAACAGCCUGUUCCUCACUGACCUCUACCCUGAGAGAGUCAUCCCUGGAGCAGCAGAAAAGAUAGAAAGGACGGUUCAGAUCGAGGCGUCAACAGUAGAAAUUGAAGAGCGAGGAGUGAAGCUCCGUCUCACUGUGGUGGACACACCCGGAUAUGGAGAUGCCAUCAACAGCCAGGAUUGUUUCAGCACCAUUAUCAGCUACAUUGAUGACCAGUUCGAGCGCUACCUCCACGACGAGAGCGGUCUAAAUCGUAGACACAUUGUCGACAAUAGAGUUCACUGCUGUUUCUAUUUCAUCUCUCCGCUCGGCCAUGGCCUGAAACCCCUGGAUGUCCAGUUUAUGAAGGCCAUCCACAACAAGGUCAACGUGGUUCCUGUCAUAGCCAAGGCGGACACACUCACCCUCAGAGAGAGGGAGAGGCUCAAGCGCAGGAUUCUGGAUGAGAUUGAUGAACAUGGCAUCAAGAUCUACCACCUUCCUGAUGCUGAGUCGGAUGAGGAUGAGGACUUCAAAGAGCAGACCAGGAUCCUCAAGGCUAGCAUCCCAUUCGCAGUGGUAGGAUCCAACCAGCAGAUUGAGGCCAAGGGGAAGAAGGUGAGGGGCCGCCUGUAUCCCUGGGGAGUGGUGGAGGUGGAGAACCCCGAACACAACGACUUCCUCAAGCUGCGGACCAUGCUGAUAACCCACAUGCAGGAUCUACAGGAAGUGACCCAGGACCUGCACUACGAGAACUUCCGCUCUGAGCGCCUCAAGCGGGGUGGCAGGUUGUCCUCCCAUGGUUACGUUCUGCCUCUGUCUCCUGCCCGAAAAGGGCCGGAGCCGGAGGAAAUGGACAAGGAUAUGAUCCUGCAGGAGAAGGAGGCUGAGCUAAGACGAAUGCAAGAGAUGAUUGCCAAGAUGCAGGCCCAGAUGCAGAAGCACGGAGACGGAGAGGGAGACGCCCCCCAUGCGUGAAGAGCCUACAGUAUUUGAGCCACUGCUUGAGUUUGACCAGAGAGAGAUGAAUGAUAGCAGCAAAGGAUGUUUAAGCUAUCUGGUUGUUGACUCAUACUGCAAGCCACUAUCUUCAUUCAGUCCCAAAUGGGAUCUGGAGUCAUUUUUUUUAUACAUACAGUCAAGUAUAUUCAAACAGUGUUAUGUUCAUAUAUAUAUAUACACACGGUUCUCUUUCUUACACUUUUUAUUUUUAUUUCAUUUUAAACUUUUGCCAGUUACUCAAAUGAAGUAAUGUGACCCAUCGAUUUAAAUGGUGGCAAAUAUUUUUAAUACAAAACCAUUGGGAUUUACUGUUACUUUUCCAAUUUUUUUUUAAAAUCCUCUUUUUUUUAGCUAUUGACAAAACCAAAUUAUUGCUGCUUCUAUUCACUGCUUUUAGCCCCAGAACUGUUCUGAAAGCACAUGCUAACCUUCGCUCUGUGAAAGAGCUUCACUGGGAGAGUCAGCUAUAACGAAAAGUAGCAGAAAUGGCUGAAAACCUUCUUUCAGCCAUUGUUAUUACGCCAUUGUCUCAGCGUUCUUUUGUCAAGAGAAAACGACAUUUCAGGUUUCCCUCUGGUUAAGAAGCGACCACACGAGCUUACCGUUAAACAUGGCCAAUCCUGCUCAGUGUUAAAUCGUGUUAUUCCACUCAUAUGCAUGCAGCUCUAGACUCUGUCUGGAAACAUUUAAGGUGAAUUUCUUGAGUGUUGUGUUGGGAUCUUUGUCCAAAUCUUAUCCAUUAGUGCAUCUCUCAGAUCAGUGUUGCCAAGUACAACGGCAUUCAAGACUCCUUUUGAGUUUCUUAUUAAAUAAACUGUGACCCUUGACCUCCUAAAGUCUUCCUGUAGACCUGACAAAUGAAGGACAGUCAAGUGAAGUGUGUUUGACUGCGACACACUUCAGUUUGGUGCUUUCAUCAACUUGACGUAUUUAACUCCAUGUCUCCUCUAUACUGUAAAGUGAAGUCACGUGCCACCGAGCAUCGUUAAUCGUUUUUUGUUUCAUUGAUACUCAUUCGAUGCAAGAUCAUUUUUAAGAGGCAUAAACUUUUACCGGUCCCAACUGCUGAGCGCUUUGUGGUUACCACGACCACAGAGGUUAAAGGUGACCUGAUGAGGUCAGUGUAGCCAAACGUUUUCCCUCACCAGCCAAGAUGUGAGUUCUUGACAUUCCUCUUUGUGCUGUUUUUAUCCAAUAUUAAAGUACCAAAUAUUGUUCUUGAUGCGUAUAUUGUAAUAAAAGUUUUAUUCAACUUUA